Messenger RNA from Paraglomus occultum, 282 nucleotides. The record is from the annotation of a GenBank genome assembly. NCBI's taxonomy places the organism in Eukaryota, Fungi, Glomeromycota, Glomeromycetes, Paraglomerales, Paraglomeraceae.
AUGCUCCAUACAAGAAUAAAGUUGCUCCAUCAGUAUCUUCUGGAUGCCAAGAAUGUUUCAGAGGACGAGCUUGAUCAUGAUAUUCUCCGUCAAAUUGCCAGUUUAUGUAACCGGUUGCCGACAAUCGAUGGAGCAGAAUUCAAUCAAGAAUUUUUAACCGAAUACAACGACGUGUUGCUCACUUCUUAUCUCGCAACCAUAACGAAAGGAACGAAUUGCAUCAACGAGCUUGUAGAUAAAUUCAAUCUUGCCAGUAGUACAGGAAAAUCGAAUCGACGUUAA